GCACGUCCUGCUGGUGCCGCUGCCGGCGCAAGGCCACAUGAACCCGAUGCUCCAGCUCGGCCGGCGCCUCGCGUACCACGGCCUGCGCCCCACGCUCGCCGCCACGCGCUACGUGCUCUCCACGGGCCAGCCCCCCGGCGACCCCUUCCGCGUCGCCGCCUUCUCCGACGGCUUCGACGCCGGCGGCAUGGCCUCCUGCCCGGACCCCGUCGAGUACUGCCGCAGGGCCGAGGCCGUGGGGUCAGAGACGCUGGCGCAGGUCAUCGCCGCCGAGACGCUCGCCGGGAGGGCGCCGUCCGUCAUGGUCUACGACCCGCACAUGUCCUGGGCGCCCCGGGUGGCGAAGGCCGCGGGCGUGCCGACCGCCGCGUUCAUGUCGCAGUCGUGCGCCGUGGACCUCAUCUACGGGGAGGCGUGGGCGGGGCGCGCGCCGCUGCCGAUGGCCGACGGGAGCGCGCUGCGUCGCCGGGGCGCGGUGAGCGUGGACCUCGGGCCCGAGGACCUGUCGCCGUUCCUCGUGUCGCCGGAGCUGUACCCCAAAUACCUAGACGUGUCGAUCCGGCAGUUCGAGGGCCUCGAGGACGCCGGCGACGUGCUCGUCAACUCCUUCCGUGACCUCGAACCGCAGGAGGCCGAGUACAUGGAGUCCAGAUGGCGCGCCAAGACGGUCGGCCCGACGCUGCCGUCCUUCUUCCUCGACGACGGCCGCCUGCCGUCCAACAAGGCCUACGGCGUCAGCUUCUUCAGCAGCGACGCGCCCUGCAUGGCAUGGCUGGAUCGGCAGCCCCCUUGCUCGGUAGUCCUCGCGUCCUACGGGACGGUCUACAGCCUCGACGCCGGCGAGCUUGACGAGCUUGGAAAUGGGCUCUGCGAUUCAGGCAGGCCAUUUCUCUGGGUCGUGAGGUCCAACGAGGCACAGAAGAUAUCUGAAGAACUCCACGGCAGAUGCAAGGAAAAUGGAUUGAUUGUCCCUUGGUGUCCCCAGCUUGAGGUUCUCGCGCAUAAGGCCACAGGUUGCUUUUUGACUCAUUGUGGAUGGAACUCAACGACAGAAGCACUUGUUGCCGGCGUGCCAAUGGUGGCGAUGCCGAGGUCGGCCGACCAGCCAACCACGGCAAAGUACGUGGAGAGCGCAUGGGGCAUCGGCGUGGGGAUGCACACAGAUGAGAAAGGCUUGGUGAGAAGGGAGGAGGUGGAGAGGUGCAUCAGGAAGGUGAUGGAUGGGGAGGGAAAGGUUGAAUACCGCAAAAAUGCCACAAAAUGGAUGAAGAUGGCCAAAGAGGCAAUGCAGGAAGGAGGGAGUUCCGAUAAGAAUAUUGCUGAAUUUGCAGCCAAGUAUUUAUCAAGAUGAAUUUACCUCCAAUUAUCCACAACUACUCAAUAGUCAUCGCCUUCAGUUAUGCAGAGGUCGGGUGUAAUGUUUAAAUAUUUUAAGUAAUAAAGUCAUUUAUCAAAAAAAAAUAGCCAUAGCAUAUUAUGUAUGCAUGUGUUGAUAGAGUAUUAUUCCUCUUCACUUUACACAACAAUGUCAAGGCAUUCACCGAGAAGUCUAUAAUGUAGCUCAAAAUAUCUUUUAUCAUGGCCUUUCACACAUUCGGCAUAUAUUGAAUUAUUAAUGAAUUGACUAUUCCUUGGCAAGUCGUUGAUGUAAGGU
Molecule: messenger RNA, 1654 nt
Organism: Aegilops tauschii subsp. strangulata
Lineage: Eukaryota; Viridiplantae; Streptophyta; Magnoliopsida; Poales; Poaceae
Product: UDP-glycosyltransferase 79
Molecular function (GO): quercetin 7-O-glucosyltransferase activity; quercetin 3-O-glucosyltransferase activity
Source: RefSeq, a predicted model, not a curated record